Molecule: messenger RNA, 903 nt
Organism: Pichia kudriavzevii
Lineage: Eukaryota; Fungi; Ascomycota; Pichiomycetes; Pichiales; Pichiaceae
Exons: 1
Coding region: 1-903 (300 amino acids)
Biological process (GO): FAD biosynthetic process
Molecular function (GO): FMN adenylyltransferase activity
Source: RefSeq, a predicted model, not a curated record
AUGACGCCAAUGAGUAAACGAUGCCUCGGGCUAGUAAAUGACUUCCUUACGAGCGAUGCGUCUCUUCCACUCUCUCAACUUUCUCAAGAGAUGAUCCCCCCGGAGAUUAUUGACCGACAUUCCAAGCUAAGCACACCAUCAACAUAUCCGGGCAUGUUUGAUAGCGGACUACACAGGGCUACACAGGAGGCUGUGGCACUAACGGUGGAGAAUUUUAGGGAGGUUUUCAAGUUUUGGAAAUUGGAAGAGUUGAGUAUGUCGUAUAACGGCGGAAAAGAUUGCGAGGUACAGUUGAUCAUAUACUUGGCUAUAAUCGAGGAGCUCUUUGGAUUAUCUUGCACUGAUGGAGCUGUCAAGGGGUGCUACGUACAUACGGAGAAUGAGUUUGAUGAGCAAAUGGAAUUUUUACAGACUUCAGUGCAGGAAUUCGACCUUGAAUUCGUUGGUGUUUAUACAAAGGAAGCCAGCCAAUCACAUGUCUUAUCCGAAGGCCCACAUCUAAAGGUAGUGACUUCAUCUACGUCCACCUUGAUGGGUGGCUUUAAGAGGUAUCUGGAGGAAUGUCCACAAGUGAAGGCAAUCAUUGUAGGAAUCAGACAAACAGAUCCAUGGGGGUCGAAUCUUCAACUACAAAUGAAAACAGAUACGUAUAAGGGAUGGCCCGAUUUUACUAGGAUAAACCCAAUACUACACUGGAAGACCGCACAAAUAUGGUAUUUCCUCAAAUGGGUGGAAUUGAAGUGGCCUCAUUUCAAAUACUGUAAACUCUACGAUAUGGGGUUUACCAGUAUCGGUGGUAGGAAUACAACUAUAAGGAAUCCGCAAUUACGGAGAAGUAAUGAUAAGUAUUGGCCUGCUUGGUGGAUAUGCAAUGAUGAAAGCGAAAGAUUGAGUAGAAUCUAA